Molecule: messenger RNA, 1194 nt
Organism: Hibiscus syriacus
Lineage: Eukaryota; Viridiplantae; Streptophyta; Magnoliopsida; Malvales; Malvaceae
Product: F-box protein At5g49610-like
Exons: 2
Coding region: 1-1194 (397 amino acids)
Molecular function (GO): protein binding
Source: RefSeq, a predicted model, not a curated record
AUGGAUGAAACUGGUGGUGAAUGUGUUUAUCAAGAUAAGUGGUACGAUGUAGACGUGCUUUUCAAUAUACUCUCAAGGCUUCCGAUUGAGUCAAUUUUAGUAUGCAAAUUCGUUUGCAAGCAUUGGCGUCGGUUGAUAAGUUGUCAGGCUUUCAUCGAUGAGCAGCUACUCUGGUCUCGGAAAAACUCGAUUUACUUGGUUUAUCCAUUCAUGGAUGUCAUGUUGGAGUUAUAUUUUGUGAAGAGUAGCGGCGAAAUCGCUAAAACGAUGAACUUUCCGUAUUGUGACAACUUUUCUCCGAUUACGUUCGUUUGUUCCUUUGAUGGUUUACUCUGUUGUAUCAACUAUCCAUGGAAAGUGGACUUGAACAGGGUGGUUGAGGAUGAAACCGAUCUGGAAAUCCGGUUCUGCAACCAUGUUACAAGAAAAGCUCUAUUGAUUCCAAAAGGUAGCCCAUCCAAAGAAAAGCCUUCCAUUGGGGUUGCUUUUGGUCCAAAAAUCAAUGAAUACAAGAUAUUUCGAUUUUUCUCUGCCAAGCGCAUAUCCCUAGCUAAACAACAAUCCCGUGUUAAUCGUGGACAAUGUGAGGUAUAUUCAUCGAGCACCAGAUCUUGGAGUGUCAUGGGUCGUGUAACAUUCUGUCCGAUGCAUCCUAGACAUAGCUGCCUAGGGUCCACCCAUGUUUUCGUCAAUGGAACAAUAUAUUGGUUUAUUGCUUCAGAUGAAGAUCAGAUGAUUCCGGGCUCGAUCCUUACGAUUGACAUAGAAGAAACCUUUGGAAGAAUUAACCUCCCGAUGGAUGUCACAGAGCACUCGUACUUGGUUGAUCUCAAAGGCUGUUUAUCCCUAGUUACUGUACAUGAUGAGGAUGAGAUCAUGGAUAUAUGGAUUCUCGAAGACAAGAACGAACCUAAAUGGGAACUGAAAUGCAGCGAUCAAGUCCCCUUAUCGAAUGACGAAUGUGUCGAAUUUGUAGUUGCAAGGGAGAAUGACAUUUUCGUCAUAGCUUCAAAACAUUACUACAUCUAUGAUUCAGACCACAAAGUUUGGAGAAAGCUUGAUAUAUCCAUGGCUUUUGAAAUGAAUUUUCCGGUCGCUUUCACGUACACUGAAAGCUUUCUUUCUUCUGUUGUUGCUGCUGCUUUUGCGGGUGGUGGACGGAUUGAAUACAUCUCCGACGAAAGAAGCAUAUGA